GUUAAACCCUGUUAAGAAUAGAAGCUUUCGAGCGAGAGAGAGAGAGCAAGGGAAUUGAAAGCAGAGUUGGUCGGCAGCUGCAGCACGAGUUCGAUUUCGGGUUCGAGUUCUGCACUGAUAGAGAGAGCAGGGAAUUGAAAGCAGAGUUGGUCGGCAACUGCAGUACGAUUUCGAGUUCGAGUUCUGCACUUCAAAUUCAAUGAGUACCACCCAAUUUGCCAUGGUCGAGGAGUUGGCUUUUCUUGUUAAAGACAACAUUCCUUGCAAGCAUCUCAUUUUGUCAAUCGAACAGGUGUUAGUUAAUUUUCUUCACAAUGAUACAAGUUUAAAUGGGGUGCUUGAGCUGGAACCAAUGAAUCCUUAUAACCGCUUGCUCAUACAUCGUCUUGCUGACAUCUUUGGGUUUUCUCAUCAGUCUGUUGGUGAAGGAGAGGACAGGCACUUAAUCUUGGAGCGCUGUCCAGAGACAUCAAUACCUCCCAUCCUUGUGACUGAUUUAUUGUGGCAGUCUGGUGAGAUGCAGUCUCCAGUAUCUUUUGAUGUAUUAAGCCGAGAGAAAGUUAUACCAGGCCAGAGGGAUAAUUCUGCAAGGGAAUGUUCACUGGAGGAGAGAGAGACAACUUAUCUUGCUGCACGGCAGAGAAUCUUUUCGGCAGAAUUAUAUCAAACUGAACUGGUAAAGCAGAGGCCAAGAAAUGACCCUGUUGUUGCCCGUCGUAUGAUAACUCGUGCGCUUGGCAAAACCAAUAAGGUGGUCUGUCAUGAGUUCAGUUCAAGUGAUACUAAGGAAUAUGGACCGACAGCAAAAGAUUGGAACAUUCAACAAGUGGAUGAGGCGACCAUCUGUUCUAGCAACAAAUUGGAGAGGAAGUCCCUGUCUACCAAACAUCCAAUAACAUGUACAUUGUCAGAAGUCCACAAAUCCAAUGGAUCUGAAUUAUCUUCCUUGAGUAAGGAAGCCAAGCAGAAAAACGUAGUACCAUCCAAGGGAGGUCCUGCAUCAGAGCGAAAGGAGAAUAGCAUUGACGAAAACCAUUUGCGAAAGGAACAUAUGGGCGCUGCAAAAAGGUUGUUUGCUAAUGCCUUGAGAAUACAUCAAAGAGAUAUCAAUCAAUCCAAGUGCAACAUAACAAAGAAAACUGAUAUUUGAAUUUGAGAAUUCAACUUUAAGGACCAUCCGUUGUCGCCUGUAGUGGUGUUUGUCUGGUAUUUGUGGCAGAGAGACAAGUAUUGAAAUUUUUUUGGCACAUGGGGAACCAAACUGGAAUUGUGUUGUGGAAAGUGGUCAAGUUGCACGAAGGAUUUGAUCACCGUUUCCUACUCAUCUCACAGAUCUAAGGUCAAGAUGAAAGCCAUGGUAUGAGGUGUGAAGUUGCUUGGAAUUCUUAAUCGCAUUGGUAUUAGAAUGCUUUUCCAGAACAUGGUUUCAUGUUACAAUAUUUUUCUUCCUAAGAAGAUACUUGGUGUAGAGCUUGUACUUGAUCAUUUCUUCAUCGCAUGACGUUAUCAAUGCAUACAACUAUUUAUUAUAA
This is a messenger RNA of Sesamum indicum (sesame), 1532 nucleotides long. RefSeq lists its product as uncharacterized. Lineage: Eukaryota; Viridiplantae; Streptophyta; Magnoliopsida; Lamiales; Pedaliaceae. The record is from RefSeq and is a predicted model, not a curated record. Gene Ontology annotation, molecular function: nucleic acid binding.